AUGGCUUCUGCUAGUGCUAAUAAAAGACGUAGAGCUGAAACUGAAAGUGGAAGAGGAGGUCGUAUAUUUAACCCAUCUUGGACAAAUGAAUAUUUUGUAAUGGAGCAAAAUAAUUCAAUUAUGUGUCUCAUUUGUUUUGAAAAAAUUGCCGUGUGCAAAAUGUAUAAUGUUAAUAGACACUAUACUACAAAACAUGCAGCAACUUAUGAUAAAUUCAAGGGCCAAUUUCGUGUUGAUAAGGUAGAACUGCUAAAGAAAAAUUUUAUCGGGCAACAAUCAAUAAUGAAAAGUAAAGUAAUUAGCUCAUACAGUGCUACCAAAAUAAGUUUUUUAAUUGCAGAAAAUAUUGCAAAAAGUGGUCAACCUUUUUCUACUGGAGAUUUAAUAAAAAACUCUAUAAAACAAUUUUGUAAUGAGACAAUUGCAAGAAGGGUUGAAGAUCUAUCAAAGAAUAUUGAAUUAGCAUUGAAAGAAAAACUAUGUAAGUGUGAAGCAUAUAGUCUGGCACUUGAUGAAUCAACAGAUAGAAGUGAUACGGCUCAGUUAGCUAUUUUUAUUAGAUUUAUAACAAGUAAUUUUGAAAUAAUUGAAGAACUGUUGGAUUUCAGGCACAUGAAAGGCACUACUAAAGGGGAAGAUAUUCUUUCUGAAGUCAAAAAAACAAUGAUAAAGUUUGAUUUGCCAGAAACAAAACUCUCUGGUGUCACUACAGAUGGAGCAAGUUCAAUGAAAGGAAAAAAUAUUGGAUUUGUGGCAUUAUUUAAGAAAUCCAUUAAUCACAACAUUCUUUCAUAUCACUAUAAAGACACAAGCUUUCUUGAAAAUAAUGACUGGCUGAAUGAUUUGGCAUUUUCAGUUGACAUUACACAGAUGUUAAUGGAAUUAAAUAUCAAGUUGCAGGGUAAAGAUCAACUUAUUAGUAAAUUAUAUGAAAAUGUAGAAACAUUUGUUUUGAAAUUGAAACUUCUCAAACAACAAUUAAGUCAAAAAUCACUUAUCCAUUUUAAAACAUUGUCAGAAAGAAAUACCAACACAGUUGACUAUGAAAAAUAUUGUAAUCUUAUUUUUAAAGUAAUUGAUGAAUUUGACACAAGAUUUUGUGAUUUUAAAGAAGUAAAGAAUGAGUUAGACUUAUUUUCACAUCCAUUUUCCAUUAAAGUUGAGACAGUAAGAGAUGAAUUUCAAAUGGAAUUAAUAGAACUACAAAACAAUAAAGAUUUGAAAGAUGCUUACAAAGAUGUUGAAUUGUUAGAACUUUAUAAAAAAUACAUGAACAUUGAAGUUUAUCCACAUUUGUGCAAACACGCUAUGAAAUACUUUUCCCUUUUUGGAAGCACAUACAUCUGUGAACAAUUUUUUUCAAGAAUGAAACAUGUUAAAUCAGAGCAGAGACAUAGGUUGAAAGAUGAACACCUCACUGAUACACUUCGGAUUUCAUCGUCCACUAUAAAAUCUGACAUUGAUCAAUUGUGUAAAAAUAAACAAUGCCAAGUUUCCCAUUAA
This is a messenger RNA of Hydra vulgaris (swiftwater hydra), 1503 nucleotides long. RefSeq names its product general transcription factor II-I repeat domain-containing protein 2A-like. The record is from RefSeq and is a predicted model, not a curated record. NCBI's taxonomy places the organism in Eukaryota, Metazoa, Cnidaria, Hydrozoa, Anthoathecata, Hydridae. Gene Ontology annotation, molecular function: protein dimerization activity.